Messenger RNA from Acaulospora morrowiae, 2337 nucleotides. The record is from the annotation of a GenBank genome assembly. NCBI's taxonomy places the organism in Eukaryota, Fungi, Glomeromycota, Glomeromycetes, Diversisporales, Acaulosporaceae.
AUGUCAAAACAGGAGAAGGGAAUCUCAACUAUUGAAGGUUAUGUUGAUGAACAAGUGAAAAGGCUGUUGGUGGUUUCAAAUCGUUUGCCAGUCACGGUCUCAAAGGAUGAAAGCGGAUAUACCUUUAAAAUGUCUUCUGGUGGUCUGGUGAGUGCACUUAGCGGUUUGAAAAAAACGACACCCUUUACUUGGAUUGGCUGGACUGGACUCCAUAUACCUGAAGAGGAGAGACAAGACGUCACCAAAAAACUGGGAGAACAUUCUUGUCUUCCUGUUUUUGUUGAUGAGGAUUUAGCAGAUCGUCAUUAUAAUGGAUUUUCUAAUUCAAUACUAUGGCCGCUGUUUCAUUAUCAUCCUGGUGAAAUCACGUUUAAUGAAGAGGAUUGGAAUGCCUAUGAAAUAGUCAAUGGUCUUUUUGCCGAUGCCAUUAAUAAUAUCGUCCAAGAUGGCGAUUUGGUCUGGGUUCAAGAUUACCAUUUAAUGUUGUUACCAAGUAUGCUAAGAGAAAGAAUAGGAGAUAGUCGGCAAAAUGUUAAAAUUGGAUUCUUUUUACACACUCCGUUUCCUAGUAGCGAGAUUUAUCGAAUUCUGCCUGCCCGUAAGGAAGUCCUUAACGGGGUCUUGAAUUCAGAUCUUAUCGGAUUUCACACGUACGAUUACGCUCGUCACUUUCUAUCGUCUUGCACCCGCAUUCUGGGUUUAUCGACUAUGCCCAAUAGCAUUGAAUAUGAAGGCAGACAUGUACACGUUGGGACAUUUCCUGUUGGCAUUGACCCAGAAAAGUUUACCGAAGGCCUAAAUCAACCGAAUAUCAAGGAGCGAAUCAAAGGGCUAGAAGAAAAAUUCAAGGGCAUGAAACUCAUCGUCGGUGUAGACCGUUUAGAUUAUAUCAAAGGUGUUCCUCAUAAGAUCAAUGCCUUCGAAGUCUUCCUCAGUGAACACCCGGAGUGGGUCGGCAAAGUCGUUCUUGUUCAAGUGGCCGUACCCUCUCGACAAGAUGUUGAAGAAUAUCAGAAUGUACGCACUAAUGUCAACGAAUUGGUCGGAAGAACGAAUGGCAAAUUCGGAACGGUAGAAUUUACGCCAAUUCACUUUAUGCACAAGUCGGUUUCUUUCGAUGAACUGGUCGCGCUGUACGCAGUUUCGGAUGUUUGUUUGGUGUCCUCCACUCGAGAUGGAAUGAAUCUCGUUUCUUACGAAUAUGUCUGUUGUCAGAAAGAGAAAAACGGAGUGUUGAUACUCAGUGAAUUUGCGGGCGCCGCCCAAUCCCUAAAUGGCUCUAUCAUUGUAAAUCCUUGGAGUACCGAAGAACUUUCCAAUGCUAUUCAUGAAGCGGUCACCAUGCCAGAAUCUUUGCGUAAAUCGAAUCAUCAAAAAUUAUAUCGAUAUAUUAAUAAGUAUACCGCAGAAAAUUGGGGGACUAGUUUCGUCAACGAACUAAAGCGCGUCUCCAAGGAAUAUGGUAUCACCCACAAGAAGAUUCUACGUUUUGACUUUAGAAAGAUAGCCGAAGCGGCAAAAAACGCCAAAAGACGAGUUAUCUUGCUGGAUUAUGACGGUACUCUGACUUCCAAGCGCAGAUUACCGGAAUUUGCUAAUCCAUCCAGUAGUGUCCUCAAAAUCCUCAGAGAACUUCAAAGUAAACCCGAUACGUACAUUUACAUAUUAUCUGGUCGUGGGCGGAUGCAUCUCGAUCAAUGGUUCGAAGGGAUCGGAGUUGGACUUUCCGCGGAACACGGAUGCUUCUACAAGCAUCCACAAUGUUUACAAGGAAAAAUCGAUCCUAUCACAAAUCGUAUUUCCGAGGGGAGGGUGAUUGAAGAUGAAACCAACGGCUGGUACAGACUUGUCGAAAAGGUGGAUCCUGUAUGGAAGGAGAAGAUGUUGCCUUUGUUCACACAUUUUACCGAGCGAACACCAGGCUCUUUCAUCGAAGAAAAAGAGAUCAAUAUAACAUGGGACUAUCAAGACGCGGACCUCGAAUUUGGAAAUUGGCAGGCGAGCGAACUUCAAAUCAAUCUCGAGAAAUUUUUAUGCAAUACGUCAUUAUCGAUUGUUUUGGCUAACAAAUCUUUGGAAAUUCGACCACUAACGGUCGAUAAAUCGACUGCGGUUCGAGCCAUCAUUAAGGAUCUAAAUCAAUCAGGGGAAGAUGUCGAUUUUGUUUUAUGUGUUGGGGAUAGUAAAACCGAUGAACCAGUGUUCGCUUUAUUAAAAGAGUUAAAGCCCGAUUGUUAUACGAGCACUGUCGGCAAGAAGCAAACUGAAGCAAACUAUUAUCUUGAAGACGUGGAGGGUGUACAAAGAUUUCUGGAAAUAUUGGCGCGGGAGUUGUAG